Helianthus annuus (common sunflower) is the source of this 711-nucleotide messenger RNA. RefSeq names its product 60S ribosomal protein L22-2. The transcript is spliced from 3 exons. NCBI's taxonomy places the organism in Eukaryota, Viridiplantae, Streptophyta, Magnoliopsida, Asterales, Asteraceae. The coding region runs from base 144 to 515 and encodes 123 amino acids. The record is from RefSeq and is a predicted model, not a curated record. Gene Ontology annotation, molecular function: structural constituent of ribosome; RNA binding. Gene Ontology annotation, cellular component: ribosome. Gene Ontology annotation, biological process: cytoplasmic translation.
UGAAAACCAAGUCCAGAAAAAAGCACAAAUGGGCCUCGAUCCAAAUCACUGAAUAACCUAAUUUAAAACCCUAAACUCACCUUCUCCCACCUCAUCGCAUCCUAGUUGCAGUUCCCGCAGUCUUUGAAUCUAGGUGGAUCAAGAUGAGUCGUGUAGCAGGAGCAAAGGGCGGAAAGAAGAAGCAAUCGACCUUCGUGAUCGAUUGCGGAAAGCCUGUUGAAGACAAGAUCAUGGAGAUUGCAUCACUUGAGAAGUUUCUUCAGGAGAGAAUCAAGGUUGGUGGCAAAGCUGGUAAUCUCGGAGACUCUGUUACUAUUUCACGUGAAAAGAACAAGAUCUCUGUUACCGCCGAUAGCAAUUUCUCGAAAAGGUAUUUGAAGUAUUUAACGAAGAAGUAUUUGAAGAAGCACAAUGUGAGGGAUUGGCUUCGGGUGAUUGCGUCUAACAAGGAGCGUAAUGUGUACGAGUUGCGCUACUUCAACAUUGCUGAGAAUGAGGGUGAAGAGGAAGAUUGAAUCGGCAGUUGAGCUUGUUUUGUGUUUGUUUUUUGACUUGGAUUUUAUUUUUGGUUAUGUUAUAUUGGAAUUUUGGUUAGGGGUUUAUUAUGCAGAACUGUAUUGUAGUGGAGUUUUGAAGUUUGAGUGCCUUUGCACUGAUCUUGAUUUCACAAUUCACAUCCAUGGGAUAUGCAUCUUUUCACCAUUUUUUGCA